Molecule: messenger RNA, 888 nt
Organism: Aureobasidium namibiae CBS 147.97
Lineage: Eukaryota; Fungi; Ascomycota; Dothideomycetes; Dothideales; Saccotheciaceae
Product: pyrroline-5-carboxylate reductase
Exons: 2
Coding region: 1-888 (295 amino acids)
Biological process (GO): L-proline biosynthetic process
Molecular function (GO): pyrroline-5-carboxylate reductase activity
Source: RefSeq, a predicted model, not a curated record
AUGGAGUAUCCUCAGAAGAGGCUCAGCAUUGCCGUGCUCGGUUGCGGCUUCAUGGGAACCGCCAUCAUCAAAGGCCUACUCACCAGCAUCCGCUCUGGGCAAUCAGAUCCUGAUGACUUCAAAAUGGAGAUAUACGCCUGUGUCCGGUUCCAGGAAUCCUUCGAGCGCGUGCAAAAGGCUCUCGGUGAUGAGGCUCAUCGCGUCCAAAGCGCUACACAUCUUCAUGCAUGGGCUCAGGCUGUCGACAAGGCAGAUGUGAUCAUGUUAGGUAUUCCACCUGCUGAGCUCAAGUCUAUUUCGGAAAAUGUACCCCUGUGCAGGUCUCUGAGAGGGAAACUUGUUAUCAGUUUAUUGGCAGGCGCUUCUUGUGAGCAGAUCACAGAUGCAUUUGUUCACAACGACAAGGCGAACCGAGCAACACAAUUCAACGUCAUACGCGUUAUACCGAGUAUUGGAGCGCAGAAUCUGGACUCAGUCACUAUGAUUGCGGACACACCACAUGCUGGGGAUGACCAGAAGGCCUUGUGUGACUGGAUCUUCAAGCAGAUUGGAAGUGUGCACUAUCUGCCUGAGAACCUUAUGGACGAAGCCACUGCUACGCAUGCGACUUGUAAUGCUCUCACUAUGAUUGCUGUUGAUGCCGUCACGGAUGCUGCGGUGGCCGAGGGUAUACCUCGUGCACAGGCAUUGGCGCUGGCGGCACAGAGUCUGAAGAGUGCAGCUGGUCUGCUGGAUAGCGGUAUGACUCCCGAAUCACUCAAGGAGUCGAUGUCUGUUCCAAAGGGUAUCACGAUCAAUGCUCUACUUGAUCUCGAAAAAAGUCAAGUCAGAUCAGGAGUUUCCGAUGCAACCAGGAAUGCCAUCAAAUAUACGAGGAACAUGAGUUAA